GCAGGCACAUGCUGUCUUAUUCUACCAUUUCGAGGGAGGUAUUGGUGAGGCGUGGUGUAUUGUCAAACCCCGCGGGGAGGGAUUAAGAGAAAGGUAACCGGGCGAGACGAGAGCGUUCGUAUCUGCAGAGACACCAUACUCGUGUACCUUUGUUUGACCCGAGGACCCAUUUGCGUCAUUCGGACGGAGUGAACUCUCAUCAACAUUAUCGUCGGAAGGUUGCAUGUACACAGCCAUAUAAAAAUUCUGGUUCCUGUUCGGAAUGGCACCACAGUGGUGCUCUGUGCCCCUCAGAGAGGGUUGGACCGCUGAGAGUCACGGAAAGCAACGACCGAUUAAGCCCGUUUUACUUCGCUCGGACACCAUGGAGACGUUACAGAAAGCCGCUCGAACCCGUUUUGUUCCCGGUCGUCCGAAUAGUUGGAGAUGGAGUAAAUUACUACCGUACCUGGCCGCUGCGUUGUUCGCGAGCGCGGGCUGCACCUGGCACCCUGACAGAACUGGUGUAGUGACCACUCUGGUUCUAGGUUCAGAGUUGCCAGCUGUAAACGCUGUAGACCAGACAACAGGUACUUUAGGAGACGCGCGGCACCACAACGACCGAACCCAAAUGGACCCGCUGGAGUCUAACGGCUCGCAAGCAGCAGGUGACAGCCCUCAACAAACCAUAUCGACGGCGAAGUCUACGCUGAUGAGCUUAGGUUCUCGUCAAGCGAGGUCGAAACAAAAUAAACACCAACAGACAUCUUCAAAAAACCUCUCAAGUUAUCAGAAAAGAAGUAUGCAAGAAGAGAAGGCGGCUCUACCACUCCGGAGUUAUGCGUAUGGGAACAUCCAUCAAACAGCGUACUACUUUGCAGACGUAGUAGUUGGUACUCCGGCGGUGCAGCGCCAAAGUCUCAUCCUCGACACUGGAUCUUCUGUGCUAGCGUUCCCUUGCACGUCAUGCAAGUCGUGCGGUAGACAUAUGGACCCUCCAUUCGACUGCUCUUCAAGCUCCACAUGCAAGAGUGUCCCGUGCAGUUCGACCUGCACUCACUGUGAUGCGAAACAGAAAAGGUGUGCAUACCGUGUGUCGUACAUGGAAGGCAGCAGUCUGCAAGGCUUUUGGCAUGAAGACCAGUUCCGGCUUCUGGCCCCACCUCGGACAGUGACAAGAAAUAAUCAGUCGUUUUAUGAUAUCAAGAGUCAACUUCUUCAGGCUCAACGAAAGGUGCAUUCUUCAGACGACUCUGGACCUUCAUCACUCCUAACCCAGCCCGUCAGAACAAAUUUUGGUUGUCACGUACAGGAAACAGAACUGUUUGUCGACCAGAAGGCAAGCGGAAUUUGGGGGCUAGAAAUAUGGAGUCAAUUCGGCCCGGAAACGUACAUGACGCGUACUUUGUUGAGUUCAACUAAAGGGAGUAGGGCUGUUACCCCCGCAUCCCUCCCAGACGGAGCGACCUCCUUUGCCCUCUGUCUUGCGGAGCAUGGCGGCGCUUUUUCCAUAGGAGACGCUAAUGGAGAGCUGCACACUUCAGAUACAGUAACGACGAACUUUAUUCCACAUCAAGAGUCCUAUUCAGCAUACCUCUCCGGUAUCAGCGUUGGUGAUAAGAUUAUAUCUCUCGGCAACAGUAGUGAUGAGAGAACCGAUCCAAGCAAUGUGCCUCAGACUCUGCGAGGGAGCGCUCUUCAGAGUAGCAGUCCAGCCCGAAAUGAGCGGCCUAAUCCUCCACAUCACACGCCGCAUCCGUCGACUAAAUUUGAGGUGCUGCUUGACUCGGGUACCACGAUGAGCUAUUUCCCCACAAGAAUUUAUGACGAAAUAGUAAGCGCUAUCGAAGAGUUCGCAGAACUAAAGGGUGGCCGUCGAACUGGGAAUGAUCGAAGACGACUAGCAGGUGCCGGGGAGAAACUAACAGCAGCGAUCAAGGAGGCUCGUGGAAAUAACAGCCCUACCAGAGGAAAACUUAUCAGACUACUUGGCCGGGAAGAACACGAUUCAGGUUCUGAAUUUGCUCCGAACUCCAUAGUGACGGCACAGCAACGAGCCACGGCGCGAAACCUAGCGGCCACAACACCGUUGGGCGUUGAACAAGAAACACUUUCAACUGGUACGGAAGACUUUUCCGAGAUUGCUUCGGCUUGGAGUGCUGAGCAAGACGACGAGCUUAUCAUAAACUUCGUGGACAGGUUAACUACUGAUAAGAGUAAUGUCGAAACUAGUGGCACGAUAAAUGCAGAAGGUAUCAGGCGAGCCGCCCCAGGUGAAAUCAGCAUUUCUAACCCGCAGCGCCGACGUCAGGAGCGCCCCACUCCCAGUUUAGCAAAGAUCCCAGCAACAAGCGAAGCUACGCAGCAUAUUGACAACUCAACGUCAGCAUCUGCAGCAGGGGGACAAGACUCGAAGACACCGCGCCACAACAAGCAUCUCGCUCCUGGUCGCGAUCGGAGACAGCAGCGUCGUCAGGCGAGGCGCGUGGAGCUGGGAGAGGAGGUGAGAGACAGCGAAGCUGAAGCGAUUGGCGACAUUAUCACCACACUAAGCGUAGACGACGAAGUCGCGUAUGAGCUGUUGCCGCCCUCAGCUUCACCGAGACAGAGUCAGGCGGUCAAGGUGGAAAGCACAGCUGGUGAACUUUGUUUCUAUCUGCCCAAGGGUCGGGCCGACCUGUCCUACUUCCCAGAUAUCUGGCUGCACUUUGUUCCACCCCAUCAGAAUGGUGGGGCGGCAAGUCCUCUCCGAAGGGAUGACACAACAGUGCAAGAUGCCCGAGAUAACGAAGUCAGCGUAAAUAAGAAAGCAGGUUCGGGGUGGGUGCGCUGGCAACCCGCAAGCUACUUGUACACGAAAGGAAACGAGCAUUAUCGAUGCGUGGCGAUGAGUGACGAUCCUAGAGCCGACAGUUCCGGCGUCUUGGGCAGCAGCUUUUUCAUCGGUCAUGAUCUCAUCUUCGAUGUUCGACAUGAAAUGAUUGGUAUCGCCGAGGCAAGUUGUCCAGGGAUCAAACUUAAAGAUCGGCCCAAGGACCUGCCCAUGUAAGUCAGUUAACGGCUGUGCCAAGAGGAUCAUCUUCUCGUCCCAAACAGAAAUACGAACGCAGAGAAAAGAUGCUUAUCUUCAGAGGGCGAAACUUCUGUUUUCUCUACUAACCACUUUCAGUGUAUUUUCACUUGCUGAUACAUCAUCAGGGUGCGCAUUUAUCAGGCUCGCAGCGAAACAAGGGUCGCUCAACCAGUGGCGACCCUCUUAAAAAAAUCCCCAAAAAUCAGAUGCAGUAAAGAACUGCCGUUGCUUUUCAUGGCCUGCAGUUUCCAGUUGAUUUCCAAUCGCAGGGUGGUGAUGGAAGCAGUUGAAAAAUUGGUCAGAUCCUGUGUGAUACUUGUCACACAAAAGGUUCGUAUAGGUGUGGUAAAAGCGUCGCGUCUACAACGGUCACCAUGGUUCGAUUGUCAGAAUAGCAAGAAACAACGAUCGCGAUAGAUAUCGCGAUUAAUUCACUUUCAUGUUUC
Toxoplasma gondii ME49 is the source of this 3498-nucleotide messenger RNA. Its product is annotated as eukaryotic aspartyl protease superfamily protein. The transcript has 4 exons. NCBI's taxonomy places the organism in Eukaryota, Apicomplexa, Conoidasida, Eucoccidiorida, Sarcocystidae. Gene Ontology annotation, molecular function: aspartic-type endopeptidase activity. The record is from RefSeq and is a predicted model, not a curated record. Gene Ontology annotation, biological process: proteolysis. The coding region runs from base 263 to 3028 and encodes 921 amino acids.